This is a messenger RNA of Haemonchus placei, 408 nucleotides long. The record is from the annotation of a GenBank genome assembly. NCBI's taxonomy places the organism in Eukaryota, Metazoa, Nematoda, Chromadorea, Rhabditida, Trichostrongylidae.
GUUCGUCUUUAUCUUGUACGCACGUUCCUAGAAAAAGUUGCCACGGCUGCAGAUGCUUCUCUACGAUCUCCACUUACCGACCUCACACGCCUUUACGCUUUCGACUUGAUUACCGCCAGUCAAGGAGAAUUCUUGAAGGGUGGUUUCAUGUCUGACAGUCAGGCUGAUGGAAUUCGAGAUGGUAUUUAUAGAUGUCUAGAAAGACUUCGGCCAAAUGCCGUUUCCUUAGUGGACAGCUGGGACUUUGACGAUGCGGAGCUCCAUUCGGUACUCGGACGUCGCGAUGGUAAUGUCUAUCCUGCGCUUCUGGAAUGGGCUCAGAAGAGUCAGCUGAACAAGACUGAGGUGCUGCCAACGUUUGAGAAGUAUCUUGGACCAAUGAUGAAAGAAGGACGAUCUAAAUUGUAG